AUGAGCAUCGACACGCCAGCCAAAGAUACAUCAGUAUCAACGCCUUCUAGCAAAGAAGGUAACCCGGGAACAAAAGAGAGCGAGAAAGCUACUGAAACACCAACCUCAAAUUACUCGGCAAAUCUCCUCUCAUCCCUCCUCUCGCCAUUUUCAUUUUCAAAAGAGACGCCAAAAGAGACAUCAGAGAAAUCAAAAACGCAUAUAUUAAUCGGCCCAACAAACCAAAAACCAGAACAAUACUACGCACCAGAAGAAACACCGCUCUUCAAGAAAUUACAAAAGUCCCGCUUAACAAGGACCCGCACGAAACAGCUCCUUCGGGCCGCGGAAAGAGAAUAUAAUGACCCGCCCCCGCCACCGGGAUUGGGUGAUUGCUGUGGGAGUUCGUGUGAUCCUUGCGUGAGGGAUCUUUGGAAGGAGGAGAUUGGGAUCUGGAGGGAAAGGUGGGGGGAUUGGGCGGAGGAGGAUGAGAAGGAUGGGAAAGAGGCGAAGAAAGAGGUUAGAAAUGAGGAAGAGAAGCCGAAGAAGAAAGAAUUGGAGUGGUGA
Molecule: messenger RNA, 546 nt
Organism: Penicillium soppii
Lineage: Eukaryota; Fungi; Ascomycota; Eurotiomycetes; Eurotiales; Aspergillaceae
Exons: 1
Coding region: 1-546 (181 amino acids)
Source: RefSeq, a predicted model, not a curated record